AUUGGUCGCCUGGGGCCCUGAGGGGGCGUGGCGUGAUGACGCGCGGGCCCCCCAGAGGCGCCGGAGGUAUAAAAGGCCCCUUGGGGCAAGGAAGGGAGCCGCAGUCAGCCUGUGUCUUCUCUGAAGAUGCCUCGGGGUUUCCUGGUGAAGCGGAGCCGGAGGCCGGGGGGCUGCUACCGGGUGCACCCUGGAGCCAGGACCCCUUUGGAGGACCCCUCCUCGCCUUUGCCUUCUUCUUUUCCGGCGCCGAGGCAGGAGGAGGAGAAGGAGGAGGAAGAGGAGAAGAAGCCUCUGCUGGAGUCUCCUUUGGCGGCGGCUUGGAGCGCGGGAAACUCAUCCCAGGCGGCUUUGGAAGAAGAGGAGGAGGAGGAGGCCAAGCCUUUGCUCCCUCGCACGCCGCCGCCCUUCCCUCUGCCCUUGCCUUCCUCACUCAAGAGGCCCCCGCGGCCCAAGAAGCCCAAGGCGGCGCGCAAGCUGAGCUUCGCCGACGAAGUGACCACUUCCCCGGUGCUGGGGCUGCGCAUCAAGGCGGCGUCCACGGAGGAGGAGGCGGAGGAGGAAGGCUCGCGGCGGAGGCUGCUCUCCUCGCGGGGCGGCUUCGUGUGCCAACUGUGCAAGGAGCCCUACGCCGACCCUUUGGCGCUGGCCCAGCACCGCUGCUCCCGCAUCGUGCGCGUCGAGUACCGCUGCCCCGAGUGCCACAAGGUCUUCAGCUGCCCGGCCAACUUGGCCUCGCACCGCCGCUGGCACAAGCCCCGCCCGACGGCACAAGCCCCCGCCGCGCAAGGCAUCGGCAAAGAGAACAGCCGCGAGCAGCACCACGGAGCCGGGAUCAGCACCACGGACAGCGGCGCCUGCUGCAGAAGAGACGCGCCGGACAGCGCCUCGGCCGUCCCGCCCAGCGGGGAGCUCUUCCUCUGCCCGUAUUGCCACAAAGCCUUCCGGAGGCAGGCCUACCUGCGCAAACACCUGGGCACGCACCAAGUUGGAGGGCCCUCCGCCCCCCCCUCCUCCUCCUCCUCCUCUUCCUCCUACAGCCCUCAGCCCCAGCAGAUCAGUUUCCCUUGCCACUUGUGCGGGGCGCACUUCCCCUCGGCGGACAUCAGGGACAAGCACCGGCUCUGGCACGCCGUGCGGGAGGAGCUGCUCCUGCCUUUGGGGCCGCCCGAGGCCCAUGUCGCGGAGCAGCAGCACCAGCCACAGCCACAGCAGCAGCAGCAGCAGCAGAUCUUCUCCUGCAAGCACUGCCCUUCCACUUUCUUCAGCUCGCCGGGGCUCACCCGGCACAUCAACAAGUGCCACCCGUCCGAGCACAGGCAGGUCCUCCUCCUGCAGAUGCCCCUCCGGCCGGGAUGCUGAGACGGAAAAGAACUACCAAACGCAGGGCUCCCUUGGAAGUCCUCCUCCCUUGAAAGUCCUCCUUUGGAAGUCCUUCCCACGUGGAAAGAGAACAGCCGGGAUCAGCACCACGGACAGCGGCGUGAUGCUGGAAGCAUCUCUUUGACUCUCCCGCCUCCCCCUCUUGCCCUGUGGCCUUGUCCUUCCUUCACCUCCUGAGGACCAAGUCCAAACAGGCUUGGUGCAUCUAUCACAGUGGUCCUCAACCUGUAGGUCUCCAAGUAUUUAGGCCUACAACUCCCAGAAAUCCCAGCUGUUAGGAUUUCUGGGAGUUCAAGGCCAAAACAUCUGGGGACCCACAGGUUGAGAACCACUGAUCUAGAAUGAAUAGGAGCCCCCUGUUGCACAAUGGGUUAAGCCCUUGUCUCGGUAGGACUGGUUGGCCAGACAGGUUGGCAAUUCAAAUCUGGGAGCAGGUUAAGGUUGAGACACCCGUGGUGCAGUGGGUUAAACUCUUGUGCUGGUAGGACUGGUCAACCAGAAGGUUGGUGGUUUGAAUCUGGGGAGCGGGGUAAGCUCCCCUCUAUUGAGCUCUAGCUUCACAUGCGGGGACAUGAGAGAAGUCUCCCACAGGAUGGCAAAACAUCAAUCAUCCCGGUGUCGUCCUGGGCAACAUCCUUGCAGACGGCCAGUUCUCUCACACCGGAAGCAACUUGCAGUUUCUCAAGUUGCUUCUGAUACACAUACACAAAAUCUAGAAUGAGUGCAGUUUCACACUUGCCCUUGCUCAAGGCUAUGCGAUCCUGGGAAUUAUACACUUUGGUUUGGGAUCAGCACUCUUUGGAAGAGGAGACUAAAGAUCUUCCAUGAUUCCAUAGCAAAGUAGUCAGGCUUUAAUCAUUCUACAAUGUGAAGAUAAGGCAUGGGAAAGCUUUGGGUGUUAGGAAUUAUGGGAGUUAAAGUCCAAAACCCUGGAGGGCUGAAGUUUGCUCAUGCCCGGUGUAGGUGCAUCUCUUUUCUUCUCUUGGUCCACAUAGGUUGCAUUUAGAAUAGGCAUGGGCAAACUUUGGCCCUCCAGGUGUUUUGGACUCCAACUCUCACAAUUCCUAACAGCCUCAGGCUCUUUUCUUUCCCCUCUCAGCCGCCUAAGCUUAAACAGCUGAGGGGGGAAAGGAAGGGGCCUGAGGCUGUUAGGAAUUGUGAGAGUUGGAGUCAAAACACCUGGAGGGCCAAAGUUUGCCUAUGUCUGAUUUAGAGUGUAGAAAGAAUGCAUGUUUACAUCCUUUUAGCUGCCAUUACUUAAUGCUAUGGAAUCCUAGAAUUGUAGUUAUUUUACAAGGUAGUUUAGCCUUCCUUGCCAAAGAGUGCUCGCCAAACUAUAGCUCUCAGGAUUCCACAGCACUGAGCUGUGGCAGUUAAAGGGGUCUCCAACUGUUAGGAAUUGUGUGAGUUGAUGUCCAAAACACCUGGAGGGUUGAAGUUUACCCAUACCCGGUGUAGCUGCACCUCAAGUUGGAAGAGCACAGCCAAAACGAAUCAACACACUUUGAAAUGAGCUGUGCCAAAUGUUUUUUUUAAAUUAAUGGUCACAAAUUGCCCUUGCUGCCUUAUAAAGGGGUUAUAAUGAGGAGUACCUUAAAUGAAACUUUCCUCCUGCUGAAAUUGUUUCAGCAAAACACACCAAUGCUUUAGGGAGAAGAUACCCCUUCUUCCACCUUAGGACUUAAAAACUGCCCUGCGUUGAGAAAGAAAAAAAGAAACUUUUCUGUGCGCUUAAUACUACAGUGUAGCCAAACCUAGAGCCAUCUGUGUGCCUAACUUGUGUGAGUAAGCUGCCGGGGGAAGAGUGGGACCUACACAAUGUUCACUCUAUUUAUUCCUGUAUCUGGGAUUGAAGUAUAUCUCAAUACUUAUUUACAAGACCAGAGGGGGGAGAACAAAAAAGUCUUUAUAUAUUUAAUUGUUGGAAACAGCUUCCCCAGCUUCUGGUUUUAAAACAUUUAAUUUACAGUGAAGUGUUUUAUUCGUUGUACCCUGUAUUGCAAUAUAGUCAAGAGAUUAGUAGCAAGUCAGCAUCUCAUCCUGUCAAACCCCUACAAGUGCUUCUUCUUCUGUCUGCUCUUGCUCGUUGCUGGCUAUUAAAUUCUGGA
Messenger RNA from Anolis sagrei ordinatus, 3488 nucleotides. RefSeq names its product INSM transcriptional repressor 2 (gene INSM2). Gene Ontology annotation, biological process: regulation of cell cycle process; neuron differentiation; negative regulation of transcription by RNA polymerase II. Gene Ontology annotation, cellular component: nucleus; transcription repressor complex. The record is from RefSeq and is a predicted model, not a curated record. Gene Ontology annotation, molecular function: DNA-binding transcription repressor activity, RNA polymerase II-specific; RNA polymerase II cis-regulatory region sequence-specific DNA binding. NCBI's taxonomy places the organism in Eukaryota, Metazoa, Chordata, Lepidosauria, Squamata, Anolidae.